AUGACAUGGAUUAUCGCGCCUUUCCCCGUUUUAGGGACUUUCUUUGAAGCACUUUUUGAUAAACAACAUUGUAUCAACUUUUUCUUAGAUGUCGGCGUUUCUAUAAGACGGAACAGAGGCUCUCAGUCCCCCAAAGCCACAGCUUUAGGUGAUAUUCCUCAUAGUACCGCUUAUGAGCUUAUAAACGAGUUCAAUGCUAGUUAUGACACCGUUCUCCUUGGCAGCAAGAAUCAAGCGUUCCCAGGUCUUGGAAUUCCUAUUAGUGGUCUUUACAAGCAUAUCAGAGAAAAAUGUAUUUUAUCAUUGAAACAGGCAACCAAGUAA
Molecule: messenger RNA, 324 nt
Organism: Mucor mucedo
Lineage: Eukaryota; Fungi; Mucoromycota; Mucoromycetes; Mucorales; Mucoraceae
Exons: 3
Coding region: 1-324 (107 amino acids)
Source: RefSeq, a predicted model, not a curated record